CGCCCGCCCUUCCUCGACACCCUCAUUUGCGCUGCAAAACUAUCCUCCUUCUCCACUGCAUCCCAAGGAGGUAGCAACAGCCACAUCAUCACGGCAAGCCGGAUGGGAGAGCGGAGGGGCGGCUGAUGAAAGGGAAGAAGCCGAGCGUUGCCCAGGCGUGGAAGCCGCAAGGAAAACAACCCCUUUGCUCUGGCGCAUCGUCAUCCUAGCAAGGCUUUUUCUUUUUCCUCUAUCGGCGAGGAUCGUAUGUAUAUAAAUACAUAUAUAUUUCUUCCGUGUAUUUCCAAGACUUGCGAUGGUUGAGCGUCAAUGCCAUUGAGCGAAAACAACAGUCAGAGAAAGCGGAGGAGGAGGAGGAGGAGGCGGCGGCCAGAAGAAGAGGAGGAUGAAACUGGAGAUGGUUGUAGUGGCGGAAAGGAAGGAGCCUUAUGCAUCAAAAGGAGAUUCCUACAGCUGCUGAAAGCACCUUCUCCUCCGCGUCAGCCACAAUGGUCUGUACAGGCUGUCAAUGCGUUUGAUGACGUCCCUGUUUUGUGAAAGGGUAAAGGAAACGUGACCAUGUAAGACACACGUUUCCUUCGGCAAUUUCAGGCAAAGGCUAGAACAAAUGUCAAUGGCUUUUCUUUUUUAAAGUCCAUGAAGGAAAACCAAUUGAGGAAUAACUAAGAUCCCACCUCCUUUCCUUAAUAUCUAAUUUUUUUAAAAAAAAUGCCUGCGUGUAGUCCAGACAAUUCCUGGCACUUGAAAAGGCAGAACUUAUUGCAGUGAAUAUGGGAAUGAAAAUUAACCUCAUUUAAUACUCAGCUACUUCCUUUCAGGACUUUCAACAUUUUUACUGAGAAUAUUUUAAUAAAACAACAUUUCCAGUAACCUCUAAGGAUUUCACAUUCAGGGGUGUAUUUUCUCCUCUUCCCCUUCCCAAAUAUGUGCAGCUUUUUGGCCAAUUGAGUAAAUUUUGAUAUUACUGUUAAUAAUGAUGAUAACAAUAGCAACAAGAAGUAAUUUUGCAUUUUAAUAAUUACCUGCUCUGCUGUUCUGUCAGAAGCACAUUUUUUUAAAAAAAUGUUCACAUUAAAUAAAAAUAGUAAUAAGGAGAAAUACUUGACAUGCCAAAUACUGUUGAAAGAACUAUAUUUUUCUCUGCACACCUUUUAGUGACUUGAAAUUCCUUUUCUUCCCUCCUCCUUUUUUUGGAGUUACAACUUGUUAUCAAUUUCCACUACCUGGUUUCUCUGACCCAUCCCAGCACAUUGGGAGUAGAAGGAUCGUUUUGUUUGAUAUUUAAUUUUAAACCUUGAAAAAAAGGGGGGAAAGGUGUCCGUUAAAAAAAAACAGCCGUGGAAGAGAGGUGAGAAGUUCAGUACUUUUUAAAAAAGAUAACCUCAUGCUGUUGAUUUUUUUAAAAAAAACAAACGGGGUUGCUGUGAAAUAUCCUAAAGAUCUUCCUUCAAGUUCCAUUUUGUUAUUCAACUCGAUCUAAUAUAUAUGUGUCAGUGAGGUUGGGUGGGGGCCAGGGAAGGGAAACUGAAAUUAACCAAUCCAGCCCUCUUGCUCUUGGGCUCCUUCUACCGGCCCGUUUUUCCUACCCAACCCUAUCUGGAAGGGAAGGCACAUGUUAAUACCAACUUGUGCAAUCAUUUUAUGGUACUGUUACUACGGAUUGCUGAUCCCUAGACAGAUGUUGCGCCACCAGGGUCUCCUCAAGUGCCGUUGUCGCAUGUUGUUCAAUGACCUGAAGGUCUUCCUCCUGCGAAGACCCCCGGCUCCCCCUCCCCCAUCGCCGCCACCUGUCCCUCUCAUGAACAGUGGAGACCCAGCCUUGAGCUUGCAGGCUUUCAACAACAACACGCUGACUUCGCUGCAUGGAGGGAGAAGGGGACCUUGGAGAGCGCCGACUAGCGAAGGCGGUGGCGGUGGCGGAGGAGCGGGAUCAACAAGCCCUCCGGAAGAAGAGUGGGGGAGUCCCGGGGGAGAGGGAGAGCAGCCCACGCCUAUGAUGAGCAGCACCUCCUCCGAUGACUUCUGCAAAGCGAAAGCCGAGGAUCGGUAUUCCCUGGGGAGUAGUUUGGACAGUGGGAUGAGGACCCCACUCUGCAGGAUCUGCUUUCAGGGUCCUGAGCAGGGUGAGUUGCUGAGUCCAUGUCGGUGUGAUGGGUCAGUGAAAUGUACGCACCAACCCUGUCUGAUCAAAUGGAUCAGUGAGAGGGGAUGUUGGAGCUGUGAGCUGUGUUAUUACAAGUAUCACGUCAUUGCCAUAAGCACAAAGAACCCCCUGCAGUGGCAGGCCAUUUCUUUGACCGUCAUUGAGAAAGUUCAAAUAGCAGCAGCCAUCUUGGGUUCCCUCUUCCUUAUCGCUAGUAUCUCAUGGUUAAUCUGGUCAACCUUCAGUCCUUCUGCAAAAUGGCAGCGCCAAGACCUGCUGUUCCAGAUCUGCUAUGGAAUGUAUGGCUUCAUGGACAUUGUCUGCAUAGGUCUGAUCAUCCAUGAAGGCCCCUCAGUUUACCGGAUUUUUAAACGAUGGCAAGCAGUCAAUCAACAGUGGAAAGUGCUGAACUAUGACAAAACAAAGGACCUGGAGGAUCAAAAAAUGGGGACCAGGACCAACCAACGAACCUCCUCUCAGAAUAACCAUUCAUCCUCCACUGGUGGUGCAGCUAGCAACUCUGCUCCAGCCGACAGUGUGGCCCGGGCAGCUAGUCACACCACAGGCACCUUGUCUGACCACCACUGUGCUUAUACCAUCUUGCAUAUACUCAGCCAUCUGAGGCCUCAUGAACAGAGAAGUCACUCAAACUCAAACAGAGAGCUUGUGAUGAGAGUCACCACAGUCUGAGAUAUGGAAUUCAGGAGGCCUUAAUGCAACACAGACUGGCAGAGGAACACAAGAGCUGGGGAGGGGGUGGCAUGGUAUGCCUUUCCCCACUGCCUGAUCCUCUGCAGCUGCACAAGGGGCACAGAGGCCCUUGGCCAGCCAAGAAUGGUGGAGGCAGAGCCGCACACACAUGCUGACAAGAGCAGAAAGUUUUAUAGUCACUAAAAAUUACAACGAAGUGCAAUACAGACUAAACAAACUGAAGUAGGGCAGGAACUUGCGAAGGCAAGGGGAGUUCAGAUGGUCUACAAGGAAAGGGUUACACUUUAAACAAACACACGCACAUUGAAAAUGGUAGGAAGGAAAGGAAGAUUGGAGUAUUUUUCAAACUGUAUUAACCAGGGGUUCAAGUAUUUGAAUGCGUAAAUUAUUCUGUGGCCAUAUGCCACAGUGUGUUCAAGUGAAAUGGCAGUCAUUGUAUUGCUAUUGCUAUUUUAUACAAGUAAAGAUGCUGCCUAAUUUUUACCAUACAACACACAAAAACUCCUGAUUGACUUCCAUGUAGAGGUUUUCAGGAUAUGUGCCACUGGGAGGGGGAGUAUGACCUUUAUUGGAGCUGUACAAGCUUUCAAAGCACAAACCACUGGUGGGUGAUCUAUGCCUUUCCUCACUGCAGGUUUCAGCAACUUGAAUUAUCUCAUGCAUAAACACUGUAUUUUAUUUGUGGAGGUUUAGAAAUGGAACUGCCAGAUUUAAUUUCCUGCUUGGUCUCUCCAACAUAAUCUCCAACACCAGUUCAUUUCCCUCGGUAUCAGUGAUUUGUUAAGAGAUCCAUGAUAUUUAUUUAUUUAUUUGUAUAUCUGUCUAACUGCUCCUUGCUUUGCAGGAUGCCAUGUUGUUUCACUGAAAUGUUUUUUUCCGUUCAAUCAUUAAGUCAAGGUAUUUACAUUUAAGUGAGAAUGGAUCCAAGUUAUUCUAUAGACUUAAAUUAGUUUAAUCAUCAUUCCUGUUCCACAAGGAAAUCUGAGAAGAGCUCUAACAAUUUUUAUCACCCUCACCAAACCGCAUUUUUCAGGAUUCCUUAGGGGGAGCUAUGAUGGUUACUCCUCUCUGUGCUCAUAUUUCUGCAGUUGCCAGGAGCUGUAGUAUCCCUGAUCACAUUCAGAAUCUACUGUGAAGUGGAUUCUCGUUAGUUUUGAUUUUUUUACAAGUUCACAAAUGGUCAUUUUCAUCUAUUUUUGUAUGUUGAAGCAAAUUGAUGAAUGGUUUGACAUGUGCCAAGAUUGUAACUUGCAACAUCUUGCACAACUUUGAAAACUGGAUUGAUCAGGAUGUGAUAAAUCACAAUUUGGACAUAUGCUGACUCGUUCACAAGACUAAUUCAGUGCCAAAAUUCACUGAAUAAUCGGCUUGAUUUUAACUUGUAAAAAAUAGUCAUAAAUAAGGCUCAUUUCAGGUACCAGGAGAUCUAUCUAUAUACCAUUCACUAGGCAGAACUUGUGAAAAUAUCCAUUAUCACUUGUGAAAAUAUCUCAAGAGAAUGCGGGAGGGGGGGGGGGUGUCCUGAAAAUGAAGAUUCCCUCAUUACUCAAUGUCCCAGUCCAGUAUAGUGGCUUUUGCCGUAAUAUGAACAAUGUCAGAAAGUUCAAGCCGGCCAUAUGGAGUGUGAGAGAAUACUAGACUAAAUGGAGGUUUGCUGUGAUCUGGAAUGGGCAUUCUUACAUCUUGCCCCAAUCAGUGACAUUUAAUAUGGAGCCUAUGAAUGCCACUAUUGACAUAUUCUUUGUGACAUUGGCUUUCAUAAACUCUAUGCAUAUUAGUUCCAUGAGAGGUAUCCUAUGGGGAAGAACUGUUUGAUGGUGUCCAUGAGAGUGCUGUAAUGUCCUGUCCAAACAUUAGCCUGUAGACAUGGUCAAUCCAGCAUGGACUGUUGUGGCUUUUCAAAAGUUCAUGAAAAAGAUGUUUCUAGGUUGUACUACCUGCUGUUCAGGUACUUUUUUUUAUCAAAGCACAGCUUACUUGUCAAUAUGGGAACAAUGUUGGCAAGGACUUUUUAAAUGCUAUCUGAGCACAUCUGAAACCUUGCCAUACUAGAAAAUCAAAAUAUAUUUACCUGCUGACUUUGCCUUUUCCACUUCCUAACUCCUCUCCCUGCUCAUCAUGAAAGGAUAAGUCUCUUCCAUUGCAACUCCAUCUAGAUUAGCAAUUUCUCCCAGAAAAAAUAAACUGAUUCUCCAGGCCAUUUGCUAAUUAAAUAUAGAGAAAUUAACUUCAUGCCAUCAUGGCCUUGCUCAGAAGAUUUGUUUAUAUCAAUGAUUACCCUGGUAGACUGCAAUCACAAGAUGGGUGAGAAUGCACAGCGAUAGCACCAGGGUUUGUGAACUUGUUUGCCACCACAAAGUUAGCAGUGGGAAAUUCUCACAGUGCAGGUUUCAGUUAAGAGCUGAGAUCCUCUUCAAUCUCUCUUCCAGCAGUAGCCUUUGAAAAAUGUGCUGCCCGUCCUCCUGCUAUGGCAGCAGCUCUUGUUGCACAUCAUUUUUUAAAAAAAAAUAAGUGGAAUUGACACUGCAAGGCCACUCCCGCAGCAAACUUGGAACGGACAUCAGGUAGUUCUAGGGCUGCCAGUGAAAGCUUCAGAAGCAGCUACAUCAUGGGGGGUUGAGGGCAGAUCAUCUACACAGUAAUGACACUUAAGGGGAAAAAACAGACGUGAAAUUGAGUAGUUCUGGGUAUCAGCAGAAACUGACUGGUAAAA
Sphaerodactylus townsendi is the source of this 5567-nucleotide messenger RNA. It is a transcript of the gene MARCHF4, whose product is annotated as membrane associated ring-CH-type finger 4. NCBI's taxonomy places the organism in Eukaryota, Metazoa, Chordata, Lepidosauria, Squamata, Sphaerodactylidae. Gene Ontology annotation, molecular function: zinc ion binding; ubiquitin-protein transferase activity. The record is from RefSeq and is a predicted model, not a curated record. Gene Ontology annotation, biological process: protein ubiquitination. The transcript has 4 exons. Bases 1613 to 2833 code for a protein of 406 amino acids.